Molecule: messenger RNA, 2917 nt
Organism: Myripristis murdjan (pinecone soldierfish)
Lineage: Eukaryota; Metazoa; Chordata; Actinopteri; Holocentriformes; Holocentridae
Product: NACHT, LRR and PYD domains-containing protein 12-like
Exons: 7
Molecular function (GO): protein binding
Source: RefSeq, a predicted model, not a curated record
AGGAUCUACACUGAGCUCUACAUCACAGAGGGACAGAGUGAAGAGGUUAAUACCCAACAUGAGGUGUGGCAGCUGGAGACGACAUCCAAGAUGGAGACCUUCAGUGACACUCCAAUCAAGUGCCAGGACAUCUUUAAACCCUUACCUGGCCAAGACACACACAUCAGAGUAGUUGUGACACAGGGCGUUGCUGGCAUUGGAAAAACCUUCUCAGUGCAGAAGUUCACUCUGGACUGGGCAGAGGGCUUGGAAAACCAACAUGUCACUCCUGUGGUUCUGCUUUCGUUCCGGGAGCUGAACUUGAUCAAAGAUGAGCGCUACAGUCUUCUCCAGCUGCUCCGUGUUUUCCAUCCAACAUUACAGACGGUCACAGCAGAGAAGCUCGCCGUCUGUAAAGUCGUGUUCAUCUUUGACGGCCUGGAUGAAAGCAGGUUUUUAUUGGAUUUCCAGAACAAUGAGGUCGUGUCUGAUGUCACACACACAUCAUCAGUAGACGUGCUGUUGACAAACCUCAUCAAGGGGAAUCUGCUUCCCUUGGCUCUCCUUUGGAUAACUUCCAGACCUGCGGCAGCCAAUCAGAUCCCUCCUACAUGUGUCGACAGGGUAACAGAAGUCCGAGGGUUCACUGACCUUCAGAAGGAGGAGUACUUCAGGAGGAGAUCCAGUGAUGAGGAGCUGUCAAGCAGAAUCAUCUCACACAUCAAGGCGUCCAGGAGCCUCCACAUCAUGUGCCACAUCCCAGUCUUCUGCUGGAUCACUGCUACAGUUCUGGAGCACAUGUUGACUACAGACCAGAGAGGAGAGCUGCCCAAGAGCCUGACUGAGAUGUACUCACACUUCCUGCUGGUUCAGACACAGAGGAAGAAGCACAAGUACGAUGAGAGUCAUGACAGGAGCCAGCAGGAGCUGAUGGAGACUGACAAGGAAGUUCUUCUGAAGCUGGGCAGGCUGGCGUUUGAACAUCUGGAGAAAGGCAACCUGAUGUUCUACCAAGAAGACCUGGAGGAGUGUGGUCUUGAUGUCACAGAGGCCUCAGUGUACUCAGGAGUGUGCACAGAGAUCUUCAAAACCGAGUGUGUGCUCUUCCAGAGAAAAGUCUACUGCUUUGUUCAUCUGAGCAUUCAGGAGUUUCUCGCUGCAGUCUACUUCUUCCACUGCUACAUCAACAGGAACACAGAGGUACUGGCCAGGGUCAUGAGAACACGCAAGAAUAAAGGAGUUGACAAUGAGCCAUCGCUGGAUAUCUUCCUGAAGAAAGUCAUGUCUCAAGCCCUGCAGAGCAAAAAUGGUCACCUGGACCUCUUUGUCCGUUUUCUUCAUGGCCUCUCACUGGAGUCCAACCAGAGGCUCUUAGGAGGCCUGCUGGGUCAGACAGUGAGCAGACCAGAAGACAUCAAGACAGCCAUCAGAAGUCUGAAGAUGAGACGAGCAACGGUUAACUCUCCUGACAGAAGCAUCAACAUCUUCCACUGUUUGAUGGAGAUGAACGACCUCUCAGUACAUCAGGAUAUCCAAGAGUUCCUCAAGUCAGAGAAGAGAUCAAAGAAGAAACUCUCUGCGAUCCACUGCUCAGCUCUGGCCUACAUGCUGCAGAUGUCAGAGGAGGUUCUGGAUGAGUUGUACCUGAAGGCGUACAACACAUCAGAUGAGGGACGACGGAGACUGAUCCCAGCUGUGAGGAACUGCAGGAGGGCUCGAUUGAGGAGCUGCAGGUUGACAGAGAGCAGCUGUGCUUCUCUGGCCUCGGCUCUGAAGUCCAACCCCCAUCUGACAGAGCUGGACCUGAGUGAGAGCCAGCUGCAGGAUUCAGGAGUGGAGCUGCUGUCUGCUGGACUGGAGAGUCCAAACUGCAGACUGAAGACUCUCAGACUUUCUGGCUGUGGACUCUCAGAGACUCACUGGGAAACCGUGGCCUCGGCUCUGAAGUCCAACCCCCAUCUGACAGAGCUGGACCUGAGUGAGAACCUGCUGCAGGAUUCAGGAGUGGAGCUGCUGUCUGCUGGACUGGAGAGUCCAAACUGCAGACUGGAGACUCUCAGAUUGAGGCGCUGUGAGUUGUCAGAGAGCAGCUGUGCUUCUCUGGCCUCGGCUCUGAAGUCCAACCCCCAUCUGACAGAGCUGGACCUGAGUAAGAACAAGCUGCAGGAUUCAGGAGUGAAGCUGCUGUCUGCUGGACUGGAGAGUCCAAACUGCAGACUGGAGACUCUCAGAUUGAGGAGCUGCAGCUUGACAGAGAGCAGCUGUGCUUCUCUGGCCUCGGCUCUGAAGUCCAACCCCCAUCUGACAGAGCUGGACAUUCCAGCUGACAGCCUGAGAGGAUAUGCCUGUGAUCUCACACUGGAUCCAAACACAGCGUACAGAAACCUCCGUCUGUCUGAGGACAACAGGAAGGUGACGUGGGCGAGAGAGUGGCAGCCGUAUCCUGUUCACCCAGAGAGAUUUGACCAGUGGCCUCAGGUUCUGUGUAGAGAAGGUCUGACUGGGCGAUGUUACUGGGAGGUCCAGUGGAGUGGAAGGGUUCAUAUUGCAGUGACUUACAGAGGAAUCAGAAGAAGUGGUGAUGACUCUUGGCUUGGACUCAAUAAACAGUCCUGGAGUCUGUGGUGCUCUGAUAAUGAUAACAGCUACUCUGUCAGACACAACAGGAAGGACACCAGCAUCUCUGUCCGUCCCCGUGGAUCUCGCAGAGUAGCAGUGUAUCUGGACUGCUCUGCUGGGACUGUGUCCUUCUACAGAGUCUCUUCUGACAGACUGAGACUCCUGCACACCUUCAGCUCCACCUUCACUGAGCCGCUCCUCCCUGGGUUUACUUUGUGGUCAUCUGGUUCUUCUAUUGUGGUUAAGCUGCCAGUUUCUCAGAAACAAACUCUGACCUGAAAGUGUUUAGAACAUGUUUGGCUGAUUUGUGGUUUAUGGU